This is a messenger RNA of Caenorhabditis remanei, 1455 nucleotides long. RefSeq lists its product as uncharacterized. The transcript is spliced from 9 exons. Gene Ontology annotation, biological process: positive regulation of kinase activity; protein phosphorylation; cell surface receptor protein tyrosine kinase signaling pathway. NCBI's taxonomy places the organism in Eukaryota, Metazoa, Nematoda, Chromadorea, Rhabditida, Rhabditidae. The record is from RefSeq and is a predicted model, not a curated record. Gene Ontology annotation, molecular function: ATP binding; transmembrane receptor protein tyrosine kinase activity. The coding region runs from base 1 to 1455 and encodes 484 amino acids. Gene Ontology annotation, cellular component: signaling receptor complex.
AUGAGGGUUUCUCAUUUUCUCCUAGUUUUCACUAUUCUAAUUAUUUAUGUUUAUUCGAUACCAGUACAGAAGACCCAAGAAAAGUCCGAUUCUCCUAACUUUAUCUCAUCGCUGAUAGAAAGAUAUCGAAGAAGUACAAUAGUAGAUGCACCAAUGAAAUGGAGAUGGUUUCUGUUCAUAUUUCUAUAUGGUCUUCUGAUUAUGCUAUCAGUAAUUGCUUGUUUUCUAUGGAAAUAUUAUAAGUCAAAGAGGCGAUCAGCUCCUCCUAAUAGAAGAACCGAAGCAAGUGAUGCAACUUCUGGUGGGCAAGAGCCUACACCUGAUCAAAUGUCUUUAAUUUCAAAUGAUAGUUCAAUUCUAGAAGAACACUUGAACAAUGAGUUGGACCAAAAGGAUUGUCCAGAAAACUUAAAAGAGCUUCCUAUUCAUGAAAGAAUUUACUACCUGAGCUACAACUCCAAAUACGAAAUUGACGAGAAGAAUUUGAAAAAAAACAAUAUUUUUCUUGGAAAGGAGUGUACCAGUUAUUUUGACAGGGAGAAAGUACAAAUGUUUUAUGAAGAACUGAAAAUUAUGUGUAAAAUUGGAAGACAUCCAAAUGUUUUGGCUCUAGUCGGUGCGACAACCACAAAAAUGGGAGCGAAAAGAACUCUCAUUAUCACUGAAUUAAUCGAAGGAAAAGAUUUGUUGGAAUUUCUGAGAAAAAAGAAAGAAGAAGAAAAAUAUGUGGAUAAGUUUGUCAAUUCAGAAACUGGGGACAGUGGAUAUUUGUUACCAAACAGCUCGAAAAGAAAGAAGGAAAGCAAUAUUCUGGACGACAAUUUAGAUGUUAUAUCUACUUUUGAUCUACUUUCUUUUGCUUAUCAAAUUGCGAAUGGAAUGGAAUAUUUGGCGAAAGUCCCAUUAGUUCAUCGGGAUUUGGCACUGCGUAACGUUCUUAUUAAAAACAACAAGAUCAUUCGGAUAUCAGAUUUUGGAUUGUCGAAACGUCACUUAGACAACAAGGAAUAUUACAAACCAAGAGAUAUAGGGAGUACUGAACUUCCAAUUUGUCACGUGUCUCCAGAAUCUUUCAAAAGUAACAAGUUCACACAAAAAUCAGAUGUUUGGUCGUUUGGUGUGUGCUUAUUUGAGAUAUUUUCAUUGGGGAAAAAACCUUACGAAGGACAAAAUAAAUCUACAUUAAUCGAGUACCUGGAUGAAGGGAAUCGCUUAAAAAUUCCCGACAAUUGUCAUCCGGAUGUCGCUAACAUAAUGAAAUUGUGCUGGCACUCUAAUCCAGACAUUCGUCCAGAUUUUGCAAUGUGCAAGGAAUAUUUUGAGAGUCAUCUAGAGAAAUCUGCAAGAAUGCUGCUUACUGAAAUAAAGCAAAAACUUCAAAACGAGGCAGUCGAACAAGAGAAGUUGGAAGACUGGAUUAAGAAAGAUGGUACACUUCACAACAAUUCUAAUUGA